Messenger RNA from Nematostella vectensis (starlet sea anemone), 1489 nucleotides. Its product is annotated as U1 small nuclear ribonucleoprotein 70 kDa. The coding region runs from base 122 to 1171 and encodes 349 amino acids. Lineage: Eukaryota; Metazoa; Cnidaria; Anthozoa; Actiniaria; Edwardsiidae. The transcript has 10 exons. Gene Ontology annotation, biological process: mRNA splicing, via spliceosome. The record is from RefSeq and is a predicted model, not a curated record. Gene Ontology annotation, cellular component: U2-type prespliceosome; U1 snRNP; precatalytic spliceosome. Gene Ontology annotation, molecular function: U1 snRNA binding; mRNA binding.
UGCAUUGCAGUUCAGAACACGAGACGCCGCCAUUUUGGAGUUUUAGAAAUGGCAGCUGCUUAGGUCUUUUGAGAUUCUUUUUAGAAUAUCGUAGGAACGAGUCUUAUUUUCGUUAAAAAAGAUGACUCAAUACUUACCGCCAAAUCUGUUGGCACUUUUCGCGCCGAGAGACCCCUUACCUUUCGCCCCACCACUAGACAAACCCUCGUGGCUGAAGAAGACGCCUUGGCUGUAUUCCGGUGUAGGGUCCUUUCUUCACGUGUUUGAGGAUCCUAAAGACACACCAGAUCCAACAUUUGGAGAAACAAGGGAAGAAAAAAUUGAACGAAAGAGAAGAGAAAAACAGGAAAGAGUUGCCCAGGAGCUUGAAGAAAAGAUAGGUUCAUGGGACCCCCAAACUGACCCAAAUGCCUAUGGUGAUGCAUUCAAGACACUUUUUAUUGGAAGAAUUAAUUAUGAUACAUCAGAAUCCAAACUAAGACGGGAAAUGGAGAUGUAUGGACCUAUAAAACAUAUUAGUAUGGUGUACAAUUCAAAAGCAUCAAAGCCAAGAGGAUAUGCCUUCAUUGAGUAUGAGCAUGAAAGAGACAUGCAUGCUGCAUAUAAGCAUGCUGAUGGCAAGAAGAUAGAUGGCAGACGAAUUGUGGUUGAUGUGGAGCGUGGGAGAACUGUGAAGUCUUGGAGACCACGUAGACUUGGUGGAGGCCUUGGUGGGACGAGAUGUGGAGGGCCAGACCAGAACGUCAAACACUCCGGCCGAGUGGAUAGCGAGAGAUACGAGGACCGUGAAGAUAGGGAGCGGGGAGAGCGUGACCGUGACAGACGUAGAGAGCGUGACCGUGGAGAGCGUGACCGCGGAGAGCGUGACCGCGGAGAGCGUGACCGUGGAGAGCGUGACCGCCGUAGAGACAGGGACCGUGACAGGGAUAGGGACAGAGACAGGGAGAGACGGCGUCGUAGUAGGUCACGUGAGAAGGAUCGAGAGGGAGAGAAGCCCCGGGACCGUGACCGAGAUCGCAGGCAUCGUGAUCGUGACCGUGACAAAGAGCGUGACAAGGACCGUGAUUAUCAUCGUGACAAUGAUAAAGUACGCCAGGAAGACGAAGAGAUGGAGAAUGGCCAGUACGGUGGCUACGUCAAACAAGAGAACAGCAUUGAAGUGGCUGAAUAACCACGAUUCAGAGGCUAGGCAUUCUGAAGCAGCAACGUACCGACCGGAACAGUAGAAUGUGUUAUUAGCCACAGGCGACGCAACCAUCCCACUCUCGCAUCAGCACUCCACUUUUCAGUUGAUUGUUGUCUGAGAUUUUUAUUAUUGAGUAUGAUUGUGACGGGUGAAUUUUCAGGUCUGAAUGUUGAUAAGCCUGUGGCAUGGCUUGCAGUGGAAUCCAAGCAUCCCUCUGCCGGACGUACACUUUCCCAUGUACUCAUUUUGUAUUCAUUUUAUCUGUAAAGUUAUUUCACAUCAAUAAAGUAAAUAGAGGCUUGA